This is a messenger RNA of Polistes dominula (European paper wasp), 2434 nucleotides long. RefSeq names its product RAS oncogene family member Rab32 (gene Rab32). Lineage: Eukaryota; Metazoa; Arthropoda; Insecta; Hymenoptera; Vespidae. The record is from RefSeq and is a predicted model, not a curated record. Gene Ontology annotation, biological process: endosome to lysosome transport; phagosome-lysosome fusion. Gene Ontology annotation, cellular component: phagocytic vesicle; Golgi apparatus; trans-Golgi network. Gene Ontology annotation, molecular function: GTPase activity; GTP binding.
AAGAAGAAGAGAGAAAGAUUACUUUCUUUUCUAUUCAUUUUCUUGUUUUUCCCCCUUUUUUUCUUUUUCUUUCCCUCUUCCUCCUGUUCAAAGGUUUAACCGUAAAGUGUUUAAAUCUUUCGUGAUCACGUGUCAAUCAUGGAUCACGGUAAUGGAAGUGGAAACGAGGCUGGCAGUUCACCAGACACCGUACUGGCACGUUCCUCGUCAGACGAAGAUAGAAGAAGAAAUCCUGAAAGUACUUCCGGUGAAUACGUCACCGUUGCCGAGAGUAGCUCCAGUUUGGAUACUUUAGCCGGUCAAUCGGGUACAGCUGAAACUAUUGCAGUUAGUACUACCGGGACCACUAGUAGUAGUAGUACGUUAACCAACGAGAACAAGAAAAAAAAAGGAAGAUUUGGUAUAUUGAAAAGUAGUUUUAAAAAAGAUGCCAGUGGAUUGUUCAAGAUGAAAAAGAAGAAUCGUGGUAUGGAGGGUGGUACUGCUGAUGGUUCACUCGAGCUUGAUCCUGAUCCUGAAGAAGAAAAAGACUCUACUCGCAAGAAGAUUCAACUUAAUCGACAACAACAGGACGAUAACGAUGAUCAUAAAACGUCAUCGAUUAUGCUCGGUGGURGUGGUACACAGACGAGCGAUAGUCCAGGUGCUACGUCGAAGAAGAAAAAGUCACAUUCAUUAGUACGAAAAUUAAGUUUUAACAAAUUUCGAUUGUCGACUGAUCAACAAUCACAACAACAAUCCCAACAACAACAACAAAUAGAAGUAAGAAGGACACCGGACGGUGGUGACAGUAGCCAAUCUCAAAGCCAAUCCUCCCAAGAUUCUCCGAGUCACUCGGACAGCCCUAAGAAACUUACUAGGAACGGAUCGGACGGUGAAAAAAGUGUCUUCAAGGGGAUACGUUCAAGGCAUCGUUCUAAAGCCGAUUCCGAACGGCCGCCGCCAACAGGGGAGAGGGAAAGAGAAAAGAAGGGAGAAACGAAGAAACCGGAGAUGCUGAUCGCAAAACCGGUGAGCACCGUCACCGUAGUGCAACGCAAGUCUCCGUCGUUAACCAUCAGAUGUGUUCCUAAGAGUUCUCAGCAACACGAAUCGUCGGAUCAAUCGAGUUUGGAGCAAGAAAGAAAAACGGAAAUUUAUUGUACAUCGACAUUACCAUACGCAAUAUCAAAAUGGCCGGAUCAACGAAAGGAUCAUUUAACGCCGGAAUUAACGAGAAAAAUGAAAUUAUCGGUUAAAGCUGAUUCCGAUUGCGGUACUUAUAAUACCAAGAAGACAUCUCCCGUAGAAUUACGUAGAAAAUUAUCGUUGUUGGAAGAGAAACGUGCUAUAUUUCAACGAAGAUUAUUCGAGAGUAGUACUACGAGUGACAUUGAUUCAAGUGACACUGUAAUAGCCGUAAAUUUAGACGACGAUCUCAAUAAAUCUGAUAAAACAAGUAGUAGCAUUCACGAUUCCGGGGAUGAUAAUAAUUCUACUAACACGAAGAAAAAAGCUAGACACAUAAGUGUCAGAAAAUUUGAUACAUUUUCAACAUUCGAGGGUACAUUCGACGAGGAUACCGGAAUUGGUUAUUUAGCUGGAAUCGAAGAGGAUUAUCCGGAAAGUUACGACAGGGAGGACAACGAUUACAACAAUUUACAAUCAGCCAUGGCACCAAUGUUGGCAGCUGCCAAUGAUAAUGUUGAAAAAACCAAAUCGGCCAGCCAGGAAAGUGCGUCGUCACAGAACAAUUCUCCAAGUACUGGAGUUGGAGAGAAAAGGGAGCAUUUGUACAAAAUCUUGGUGAUCGGUGAAUUAGGUACAGGAAAGACAUCAAUCAUCAAGAGAUACGUUCAUCAAUUUUUUUCACAACAUUAUCGUGCCACGAUAGGGGUUGAUUUUGCAUUGAAAGUACUCAAUUGGGAUCCUCAUACCAUCAUCAGGCUCCAAUUAUGGGACAUCGCAGGUCAAGAAAGAUUUGGAAACAUGACAAGGGUAUAUUACAAGGAAGCAGUUGGUGCUUUUAUAGUAUUCGACGUGACGAGAAAUUCAACGUUGGAUGCGGUGGUCAGGUGGAAACAAGAUCUCGAGUCGAAGGUACGAUUACCGGAUGGAUCACCUAUACCUUGUGUACUUUUAGCAAAUAAGUGUGACCAACAGAAGGAGGGUCUUGUAAAUUCACCUAAUAAAAUGGACGAGUAUUGUAAAGCAAAGGAUUUCGUUGGUUGGUUUGAAACAUCUGCCAAAGAAAAUAUCAAUAUUGAGGAAGCUGCAAAGUUUCUCGUUACUAAGAUACUUCAAAACGAUCAAAUAAUGAAAGGCAACGAAUCGCAAGAUCAAAACGAUGGCGAAAGAUUUGCGUUAAAUCAAUCACCGGUUAGUUCGAAGAAAUCAUGUUCUUGCUGACGAUAUGAAAAUAAUUCUUUGGGAAUUUAAAAGCUUCUUUUUUUUU